GUAGGGCCUCAAGCAAUCGGGAGACAGGUAUAGAGUAAGGUUAUCCAAUGGAGCGGCAGUUAUCACCCCCAGGGGGCGGAAUCAUAGGUCCGGAAAUAGCCAUUGUGUAAACAGACACAUGGAGGUCUCCCACGUCGGCCUUUGCUGAGGAUAUGUAACUUCCGCUCUUCUGAUGGAUUUGAGUACAGGAGAUGUCGGUCGCAGGAUGGAGAAGUCGGAGUCCUCCCUGGGGACUGCCACGUUUCAGCAACACCAUGAUGGAGGCGCGCACGGAAUACCCAAUGGAUCCGUCUUGCACGGUUCUGAUGAUGACCCUACCUCCAGGAAACGACAGAGAACCAUGAAUGGACCUAUUUGUUGUUCGGUCCCCACCAAAUUCCCAAGUGCCUCCCAGACAGAGGACCAAAGGUCAAAUGAACUUGAUGUGGUGGGGACCAGCAAGGUUAGAGACUCAAGAGCGAUUGGAGAUCGUGUUAUACAUGGUGAACACUGCUGGAGUACUCGUUCUGGGAGUAGAGUCACAUCGCUUUAUGCAGAGCUUGUGCGGGAGCUCGAAGCGCAAGUGGCAGAACUUCAUCAGCUUCUAGCAUCGAGGAACGACGCAGCUGCUCUAAGAGAAUGGAGAAUCCAGGAGCUGGAGCAAGAGAAUAAAGAGCUGAAGAGACAAAUCCAGAGUCUGGAGGAACAGAAUGAUGCCCUAUCCCGCAGAGUACCAAGCGCUACCAGAGACGAUGACAGACUCCUGGAGCCAGAGAGCCACUGUGUGGUUGCUGCAGAGAGUAAUGCUUCUUUUCUGAAAAAUCUGUCAGGAUUCCAGGAACCAAACACUAAUUCACAGCUUUCUGCUUCACAGAUGUUCUCCACUCCUAUCUCAUCCACGGAGUCCAAAGUCUCCUCCGAGAUCAUAGCGUCUCCUAUUAUGCCCCCAGUAACCGGGGCAACUGACAUAAAUACUCAAGCAGAACCAUCCAGCACCCCCCCAGAAGGAAUGCUCCGAGUUAGUGGGGUGACCAGCGGCUUCCAAUAUUGGAUGAAGAUGGAUGAGAGUGGAGAGAGCACCCUCCCCGAAUCUUGUGUCCUGUGGGAGGAACCGUUGCAAGAGACCCUACCAGAUGGAACACCAGCUUGGGCAUCACCCAUAGAGACUAACGGGCGCCCUAAGCUGGAGCUGGUGCCAGAGUCCGGGGUGUACAUAACUUACCAGCAACUGGAGGACCUGUCCCAUAUCCCUGCCGAUAAGCCGAAACUCAUGACUAGAAGGCUUCUAGAUUACUUCUUCUCACGGGAGACUCUCGCAAGGUCCUCGGCUACUGGGCAACGCACCGCUCACAAUAACACCACGAUGGAGAAACCUCUACGCCUACCAGAGCCUGUAGUAACCGCCAUCAAAGCGUACGUUACGAAAGCCUGUGGCCGGGGAUGUAAUUUCAACGCAGUGAUUAAUAGCAAGUGUGGCACUUCCCGACGGGCCGUCAAAAAGAUGUCUAUUCGCAUCGACUGGACAGAGGGAGGCGCGAAACACUGCCCAAGGACUGCAUCCAUCACAUCGGCCCAAAAGGGACAGUUCCAUCACGAAAAGGCCCCAACCAUGAGGGGAACAGAGACUUUACUACCCCAAAGUGUGCCGCUAAACAACUGAAAAGUUUUGUUCCACGCAGGUUGGCGCUCUUCCCAGCCGCGUCUGCAGGAAUCUGAUGGCGUUAUACAUGUCAUAGCAGACCCUCCUCAGUGCGCCGGACGAGGACAGAAAUAUGACACGCGGAUUUAUGAUCCCACGGGUAAAACCUGGGUUCUAUCAAUAUGCAUGAAUAAUGUAAAUAAGAAAAAAGGAGAAUAAAAAUCUUUUUUAUAUAUAACAGACGUGCAU
Molecule: messenger RNA, 1867 nt
Organism: Spea bombifrons (plains spadefoot toad)
Lineage: Eukaryota; Metazoa; Chordata; Amphibia; Anura; Pelobatidae
Exons: 7
Coding region: 173-1639 (488 amino acids)
Molecular function (GO): DNA binding
Source: RefSeq, a predicted model, not a curated record